AACCCAAAUGCAAGAGAUGUUGAAGGGUGUAUGUUGCCAACUUUGGUGUAUUUGGCUCGGGAGAAGAGACCCCAGUACCACCAUAACUUCAAAGCUGGCGCUAUGAAUGCACUGAUUAGGGUAUCAUCGAGCAUUAGCAAUGGGAAGUUACUUCUUAAUGUAGAUUGUGAUAUGUAUUCGAACAACUCCAUGGCCAUAAGGGAUGCACUUUGCUUCUUUAUGGAUGAAGAACAAGGCCAUGAGAUCGCAUACGUACAGUUCCCACAGAAUUUCGACAACCUUACUAAGAAUGAAUUAUACGCUUCAUUAAAAGUAAUUAACGAGGUGGAAGCCCAUGGUCUGGAUAAUUAUUGGGGGACCUUAUAUAUUGGAAGUGGAUGCUUUCACAGAAGAGAAGUUCUUUGUGGCAAUAUAUUCAGCAAGGGUUGUAGGAGUGAAAUGAAAUGGGAGGGUAAAAAAGGAGAAGAAAUUGCCAUUCAUGACUUGGAAGAAACUUCAAAGAGUCUUGCAAGUUGUGCAUUUGAAGAGAACACUCAAUGGGGAAAAGAGAUGGGUUUGAAAUAUGGGUGUCCGGUUGAAGAUGUGAUAACGGGGUUAUCGAUCCAAUGCCGAGGAUGGAAAUCAGUGUAUUGCAAUCCAACAAGGAAAGCUUUCUUAGGAUUAAAUGCAACCACAUUGCUUCAGAUACUUGUGCAGCAUAAGAGAUGGUCCGAAGGUAACCUCCAGAUUAUGCUUUCAAAGUACAGUGCUGUAUGGUUUGGGCAUGGAAAGAUUAGUUUAGGCCAUCAACUUGGAUACCUUCGCUACAACUUAUGGGCUGCUAACUGCUGGGCAACACUAAUUUACUCGAUUCUCCCUUCACUUUACCUCCUUAGAGGCACAUCCUUAUUUCCUCAGAUUUCAAGCCGAUGGAUCAUACCAUUUGCAUAUGUUAUAAUUGCUAAGAACAUUGGGAGCUUUCUGGAGUAUAUGUGGUGUGGAGGCACAACGUUAGGUUGGUGGAACGACCAACGUAUAUGGCUUUACCAGAGAAUAACCUCAUACCUAUUUGCCUUCAUCGACACCAUUGUACACUACCUUGGAUACACAGAUUCAGCAUUUGUAAUAACAGCCAAGGUGACCGAUGAAGAUGUGUCCGAACGGUACAAGAAAGAGAUCAUGGAAUUUGGCGGAUCGUCUCCAAUGUUUACCGUACUGGCAACACUAGCAUUGCUCAACUUGUACUGCUUUGCCGGGUUUGUGCAGGCAGCAAUCGCUGGAACAAUUGGCGUUGCAGAAUUUUAUGAGACAAUGUGCUUGCAGAUUCUUCUAUGUGGGUUUUUGAUUGUCAUUAACCUACCAUUGUACGAAGCCCUAUACCUAAGGAAGGACAAGGGGAAGCUGCCAAGCUCUGUAGCAGUUAAGUCAAUGGCAUUUGCUGGAUUUGCUUGUAUAUGUUCUAAAUUUAUAUACUAAACAUGAGGAAAUGGUUUAGACUGAUAAAUGUAGAAUAGGAGCUCAAUUUGUCAUUGAUUGUGCGUAUUUGCAUUAUGCGCAAUAUAUAAGAUCAUAAGAGAGCUGCGAUAUAAAUAAUCGUUGUAAUCAGGACUUUAGUUGCAACAAAUGAACUAUGCUGUAAUGAAGAAGUAUUUAAUUUGUAACUAAAUUCAAGGCAUAGUUCUAAUUCCAUUCAUUGGUAGAGAGCUUAUUAACUCGA
This is a messenger RNA of Rosa rugosa (rugosa rose), 1696 nucleotides long. Its product is annotated as cellulose synthase-like protein E1. Gene Ontology annotation, molecular function: mannan synthase activity; cellulose synthase (UDP-forming) activity. Gene Ontology annotation, biological process: cellulose biosynthetic process; plant-type primary cell wall biogenesis. The transcript is spliced from 5 exons. The record is from RefSeq and is a predicted model, not a curated record. The annotation marks the transcript as partial. Gene Ontology annotation, cellular component: plasma membrane; trans-Golgi network. NCBI's taxonomy places the organism in Eukaryota, Viridiplantae, Streptophyta, Magnoliopsida, Rosales, Rosaceae.